Molecule: messenger RNA, 606 nt
Organism: Quercus robur (English oak)
Lineage: Eukaryota; Viridiplantae; Streptophyta; Magnoliopsida; Fagales; Fagaceae
Product: nuclear transcription factor Y subunit B-7
Exons: 1
Coding region: 1-606 (201 amino acids)
Biological process (GO): regulation of transcription by RNA polymerase II
Cellular component (GO): CCAAT-binding factor complex; nucleus
Molecular function (GO): DNA-binding transcription activator activity, RNA polymerase II-specific; protein heterodimerization activity; RNA polymerase II cis-regulatory region sequence-specific DNA binding
Source: RefSeq, a predicted model, not a curated record
AUGGAAGAUGAGAGCCAUGGAUAUGGGUCACAUGGACCCAGUGUAGGAAGCCCAGAAAGCCCACAUUUAAAGAACAGCAGCAGUAGCAGCCACAACAAAGAGCAAGAUCGCUUUCUCCCUAUAGCAAAUGUAGGCAGAAUCAUGAAAAAAGUGAUUCCUGCCAAUGGAAAAAUCUCAAAGGAUGCAAAAGAGACAGUUCAAGAAUGCGUCUCCGAGUUCAUUAGCUUUGUUACAGGAGAAGCAUCUGAUAAAUGUCAAAGAGAAAAGCGGAAAACCAUUAAUGGUGACGAUAUCAUUUGGGCUAUCACAACCUUAGGAUUCGAGGAUUAUGUGACACCUCUUAAAACAUACCUCCAAAAAUAUAGAGAGAUUGAAGGAGAGAAGCUUAACAUUCCAAAGCAACAAAGAUCUGAACAAAGGCUACAUCAACAUCAACAUGAACAAGAACAAAAUAUACCAUACAAUACUCUAUAUACUUCCACAGGUCUCAUGCCUCAGCCAUCUUUCAUGGCAACUGAUCAGCCAUUCCCUUUGCCUUUCUCCCCAAAUUCAAUCCAAAAACAAUUACAGCCACGGGACCAGAUGGAUUCAGUGGGGCAUUGGUAA